AUGGCCCCGCCCCGGAACCGGAAGGGGCUGACCGGAGCGGGGUCAUGCGUGCCGGGGGCGCAGCCCCGGUCCCUCGGUGCCGCCGCCGCCCGCGGGCAUCGUUCGUGGACGAGUCCCUGUUCGGGAGCCCCGCGGCCGCCCGGCCCCCGCCGCCCGCCUUCCCCCCCCCGUGGGCCGGAGCUCCGCGCCCCGGGCCCAGGCCGAGCGGCCAGCGCAGGCUCAGAGGCCACACUCCAUCCUUCUGUGACGAGUCCCUGUUCGGCCCGGCCCGCGCCGCUCCUCGCAUGACCAAGGAAGAUGUAGCCAAGCUCCAGGCACUGCUCUGGAGCCCUCCUCCUGCCCCCUGCACCCAGCCUGGCCCCUCCCGCUGCUGCAGGAGCACCCCGGGAAGAGCGGAGGUGUCUCACCGGGACACAUCCUGUGUGUGGAAGCGUCCUGGUAGCGAGCCUUGCUCCACAGGCACAGCAGAAGCCCAGUCCCUGGACUGGCCGAGCACCCCCUCAGAUGGGCCCUGCCGGGCUUCGGACAACCCCAAGCCAGGAAGGUGUAAAAAGGAGGGUCCAUUGACAGCCCCCGCGGCCCCCCGAGGCCCUCCAGGGCUGGGUCGGUCACAGCGUGUGUCCGGACCUCCUUUGCCCAGGAGCAGCACAGCAGAGGGUACCUGCAAGGCCAGGCCUCCUUGGAAGUGAAGCCAAACAUCCCUUGGGAUGCCUGCCCAAGACCUCCUGAUGGGCAAGUCCAUGGGGACCCUGCACCUUUCCAUGGCUGGAAAUGAAGGAUGGGGCUGCUCUGUGCUGGGAUCCGUGCGUGCCCACAGUGCCAAGCGGGCAGUGGCCUCCCUGUGCAGGGCACAGCCCUGCAGCACCAGAGCGGGACAGCCUUGGUGGUGACAGCAGCUUCCAGUGGUCAUCAGAGGUGCGGUAAUGGGUCAGGUUCCUUCUGACUGGGAAGUCCCGCUGGGAAGCUGGAACAGCAGGAGACAGGACUGCCUGCAGCAUGGAGUCCAGGAGAAGGACCAGGCACAGGUACAGGCUGCUCCAAAGCCCCCCAAACCCAUCCCUGCUCCAGGCUGAAUGAGCCCCAGUCCCUCAGCCCCUGUGCACAGGACAUGCUCCAGCCCUGGCCAUUGUGGUGGCUCUCUGCUGGCCUUUCAUCACCGCUGUAAUGGUCUCCUCUGGCAAGGAAGGAGAAGGUGAGGACUGGCAUCACCCUGCAUCCUGCUGCUGGUGGGAUGCCCCUGGACUGGAUGGGGUUUGUGAUGGAGAAGGAUCUGCCACAGGGAUUUCAGCAGCUUCUGGUGAUGAGGAUGUGCUGAGUGAACGCGUGGUCCUGUGGUUUGUACUGAGGGUCAUGAGGUGCUCUCACAGCAACACCAUGCUCAUCACCAAAUGCAUGGUCCAAGGCAAAUCUGCUGGGCCUCCUGUUUGGACCACGGGCUGCUGCUGUGUGAUCUGCACACAGGUAGGUGUCCGAAGGCUGUCCAAGCAGAGCAGCUCCUCCAUUUCCAUUCCUGAGGUGGGAAAGUGCAGCUCUGUCUGAAGGAAUACAGGUACGGAGGCACAUAAAGGACAUGGGCUGGGUGACCUGGGGUUUGCUCCCCUGGGCAGGGAGGAUGCAGGGAGGUCACUGGGAGCUUGGUAACUCCCACACAAAGGGAAUCAUUCCCUCAGAUUCACCCAAGGACAAACCCAGCCAGGUUAAGGGCAUCACUCUGCCCCAGGAAUGCCUUUAUUGCCACCUGGAGCAGCAGCAGGACUGGGGUUAGACCCACCUCAGCACACAAAGGGUGCUGGAGCUUAGGCAGCCAGCCAGGAGCCUGUGUUUCUGGUCCAGCUUGUUGGCAAGAAAGGUUAUUCUUGCUUUUGAAAGACAAAGAGAGCUCAAUGUCAAACAGUGAGUCAUGUUGUCAUGCUCCCGUGUCCUCCCAUCCAGCCCUGGCAGGCUCUGCCUUAGUGCAAGUGCUGUCCAGCUGGGUAAAGACUGCAGGGACACGAAGGCAAUUGGGGCAUCAGGAGAUGCUGAUGGGGCUGAGGCUGUUCAGCUUCAUGGGGAUGCCAGCACGGUGCCAAACAAGCCUGCAGGUGUCUCAAGUGAAACCAAAGUGUGAUUUGGACACUAGAUGGAGACAAGAGGGUUGAGGAUUGAGUCAUGAGGGUUGAGGAUUGACACAAGAGCCAGAGCCCCUUUCCCAGCAGCGGGUGGAUGAGUGGGGUCCAUGGAGAGGAGUCAGCAGCAAUCUGGGGUAACCUCCCCAAAAUCUAAGCUGUGGAUAACUUCCUCACUCUUUACCCCACAAGAACAGCAUUGCUUACAAUAUAAAUGGGUUGUAUGGAUUUUGUCCUGUGGUUCUCACUCACAUUUGACUCUUUACUGCAGCCCUGUCCUCUUGUUCUGCCGGAGCUGUGCAUCCAUCACAUGAGCCAGAGCUGCUUGCUUACUGCUGUGCACUGCCCUGCCUGCAAGAGGCUGAUGCUUGCGUGCAGCCAACACCAAAUGUGCAUGAAAUGGGGCUGGGGUUGGAACUAGGUGAUCUCCAGGUGCUUUCCAGCCCUAACUGUUCUAUGAUCCUGUGAUUCAGACUCACCCUGUCCAGUGUCACUGGUGCUCAGUCACAGCUGUUGUCCUGCCUGCUGCUGCUCUUAGUUCUCAUCUGCUCAGUACCCUCUGCACCACUGACUCAACCCUGACUCCUUGCCUUGUGUUGAUACAGGGGGUAAUACAGAGAAAUUGUACAAGGGGGUUAAAGGAAUUCCUUUGCUUAAACAAAAGUAUUGUCUGUCCCAAGUACCUAACAUGCCAAGGCACUGACUACUGAUGGGGGGGAGAAGCAGAUGCUAGUUCCACUGAUAAGGGACAAAAGCAGAUGUUUGUUCUGCUGAGAAGCAGGGUAGAAGCAGACUGGGCAUGGACCAAACCCUAUGGCCAUGUGUGAAGAUUAAAAGGUGAAAAGUUUAAGAAGAGGAAGACUCAUUUACUUCAUCCUGAGACCCCUGCCAUCAGGGGGCACUGCGCAGGCGGAAAGAACCUUCCAGCUCAUUAUAAUACAAAGCGGGGAUAGAUAAUAAAUAUGUAUAGGCGUAUCGAGUAACCUAAUGCAUAUGUAUACCUUAAGAGAAUA
Melopsittacus undulatus (budgerigar) is the source of this 3118-nucleotide messenger RNA. It is a transcript of the gene RITA1, whose product is annotated as RBPJ interacting and tubulin associated 1. Bases 45 to 689 code for a protein of 214 amino acids. The transcript has 3 exons. Gene Ontology annotation, biological process: Notch signaling pathway; nuclear export. The record is from RefSeq and is a predicted model, not a curated record. NCBI's taxonomy places the organism in Eukaryota, Metazoa, Chordata, Aves, Psittaciformes, Psittaculidae. Gene Ontology annotation, molecular function: tubulin binding.